AUGGCUGCCAUCGCCCCAGCCGGGUCAUGCACAGUCUCUGCUAGGCUGGUUGCGUCGCAACCUCGCCGCAACACUGUCGCCGUCGCAUCGCCCUCCAUCUCAGCCUCCGCUCUCGGUCGCAAGUUCGAUGGCCUGCGACUCUCCGCGUCUCCCGCUUCCAGCGCCACGUCAGCCGGUCUUACCGACUCUCUGAGCCGCGUAGCUUCAACAAGCACCGGGUGUAAAGGCGUGGUUACCAUGGGUAUGGAGGCUGGAGUCGGGGUUUUGGGUAACAAGGUCGGCAUGCUGACGUGGUUCACUGAGGACGGCAAGGCCGUUCCCUGCACGGUGAUUGGCUUCCACGAGGGUAACAUUGUUACGCAAGUGAAGACCUCUGACACUGAUGGUUACAAUGCCGUGCAGGUGGGGUACCGGCGUGUGCGCGAGGGGCGCCUGUCGAAGCCCGAGGCGGGGCACGCGAAGAAGAGCGGCGCGCCGCCGCUGCGCCACCUGCAGGAGUUCCGCCUGCCCGCGGAGACCGUGGCGCAGUUCGCGCCGGGGCAGCAGAUCAAGGUGGAGGAUCUGUUCCAGGCGGGCGACCUUGUGGAUAUCAAGGGCGUCAGCAUCGGCAAAGGAUUCGCUGGUGGCAUCAAGCGGUGGAACUUUGCCCGCGGCCCCAUGACCCACGGUUCCAAGUCGCACCGUCAGCUGGGUUCCAUUGGUGCUGGUACCACUCCCGGUCGCGUUUACCCCGGAAAGAAAAUGCCCGGGCAGCUGGGUAACGCCCAGGUGAAAAUCCGGAAGCUGAAAAUCAUGAAGGUUGACCCUGAGCUCCGGGCGGUUAUUAUUCGGGGGGCUGUGCCCGGGAAGGCCGGAAAUUUGCUGCGCAUCUGCCCGGCAAAGAUUGUUGGGAAGAAUGUGCCCACCAAGUGA
This is a messenger RNA of Closterium sp. Naga37s-1, 912 nucleotides long. The record is from the annotation of a GenBank genome assembly. NCBI's taxonomy places the organism in Eukaryota, Viridiplantae, Streptophyta, Zygnematophyceae, Desmidiales, Closteriaceae.